AAGUGAUGUCUGAGCAACAGUAAACAUAAAAACUUCUGAGAUUAGAAAAUCGAUGUGUCGUUAAUUGUAUAUUUAUUUGACUCCUCAGGGCGCGUAAUCAGUGUUUUGCGCUCCUUGGAGGACAGGUUUCGUUGUACAAGGCAAUAGUAAUCGUCAAAGAUUGACUCCGUGUGGGGCUGGGCUUCGCCCCCGCUGCGUUUGCAGCUGGGUAACGCGCGUGGGCACAAGAGGAUGGGUGAAGGCGGGUCGCCGGGCGGCGGCGCUCGGCUAUCCCACACGUCCGAGAAGCACCCUCGUGCCAUACUCGGCGAGUUAUCAGCCCUGCGCCGCCACAGAGAGCUAUGUGAUGUGGUUCUCAAUGUUGCCAACAGAAAGCUAUUUGCUCACAGGGUGAUCCUGUCUGCAUGCAGCCCGUACUUCCGCGCCAUGUUCACGGGAGAGCUGGCGGAGUCACGCGCCACUGAGGUCACCAUCCGGGACGUGGACGAGCAGGCGAUGGAACAGCUCGUCGAAUUCUGCUACACCGCACAUAUCGUAGUCGAGGAGAGCAACGUUCAGGCGUUGCUCCCGGCGGCGUGCCUUUUGCAGCUGCAGGAGAUCCAGGACGUUUGCUGCGAGUUCCUCAAGCGUCAGCUGGACUGCUCCAACUGUCUCGGUAUCAGGGCAUUCGCCGAUACUCACUCCUGCCGGGAGUUACUCCGUAUCGCAGACAAAUUCACACAACAAAACUUUCCUGAGGUGAUGGAAAGCGAAGAGUUCCUCCUGCUGCCGGCGGCGCAGCUGAUCGAUAUAGUGUCCAGUGACGAGCUGAACGUCCGCUCCGAGGAGCAAACCUUCCAGGCCGUCAUGUCCUGGGUCAAGUACAACGUGGCCGAGCGGCGGCAGCAUCUGGCGCAGGUGCUGCAACACGUGCGGCUGCCGCUGCUGAGCCCCAAGUUCCUGGUGGGCACGGUGUCCUCGGAGCUGCUGAUCCGCUCCGACGACGCCUGCCGCGACCUGCUGGACGAGGCCAAGAACUACCUGCUGCUGCCCCAGGAGCGGCCGCUCAUGCAGGGCCCGCGCACCAGGCCCAGGAAACCCACCAGAAGAGGCGAGGUGCUGUUCGCGGUGGGCGGGUGGUGCUCGGGCGACGCCAUCGCGUCGGUGGAGCGGUUCGACCCGGCCAGCGCCGAGUGGAAGAUGGUGGCGCCCAUGUCCAAGCGGCGCUGCGGCGUGGGCGUGGCCGUGCUGCACGACCUGCUGUACGCGGUGGGCGGCCACGACGGCCAGAGCUACCUCAACAGCAUCGAGCGCUACGACCCGCAGACCAACCAGUGGUGCGGCGCCGUGGCGCCCACCUCCUCGUGCCGCACCUCCGUGGGCGUGGCCGUGCUGGACGGCGCGCUGUACGCGGUGGGCGGCCAGGACGGCGUGCAGUGCCUCAACCACGUCGAGCGGUACGACCCCAAGGAGAACCGCUGGAGCAAGGUGGCCGCCAUGACGACGCGGCGGCUGGGCGUGGCCGUGGCCGUGCUGGGCGGGCAGCUGUACGCGGUGGGCGGGUCGGACGGGCAGGCGCCGCUGAGCUCCGUGGAGCGCUACUGCCCGCGCGCCAACCGCUGGCAGCCCGUGGCCGCGAUGGCCACGCGCCGCAAGCACCUGGGCGCCGCCGUCUACGACAACCACAUCUACGCCGUCGGCGGCCGCGACGACUGCACCGAGCUGUCCUCCGCCGAGAGAUACGAGCCGAGCACGGACUCGUGGUCGCCGGUGGUGGCGAUGACGUCACGCCGCAGCGGCGUGGGCCUGGCCGUGGUCAACGGGCAGCUGUACGCCGUGGGCGGGUUCGACGGCACCGCCUAUCUCAAGUCCAUAGAGGUGUACGACCCGGAAUCGAACCAGUGGCGGCUGUGCGGCGCCAUGAACUACCGGCGGCUCGGCGGCGGCGUGGGCGUCAUGCGCGCGCCGCACCACGACUACCACUACAUAUGGUACACCCACACAGCCCGCUACCAUCCCCACUCCCAUUCCCACAUACCACUCGUCAAAGCUUCGACAUCACUAUUAAAGAAUAUCACUAUUCAUACAGUUUAGUCGUACAACUGACCGUCAGGAUUCGGGAUAGAAAAUUAACGCCGAUUAAAUUCACGCUACGCCUCUUUAUAUAAUCGAUGGAAUGAGGAAGUAUUUAAAAAAAAACAUUAGUUCCCGAAACCAAACUAGAUGUCGCCACGGUACGGUCUUGAUUUCUCCACCAUAACCAUUCCGGUUUUCUUUCAUGUUUAAAAGUGAAUUAGUUUUCAAAACUUAAUAAACAACUCAUAUUCUAUUUGUACUUUUUCGUAUUUGUACUUCGUAUUUGUAUUAAUAUCUAAGUUUCGAACUUUUCAAAUUUCAGUUGUUUAAUAUGUUAGUUAAAAGGAACGGAAAUUACUGUCUUUGGUCCAUUCGUUUUCUGCAAAUAUCAACUUUUGCUAGAGCCGCCAUCUAGACGAGGUGCUUUCGUUUUUUUUAAAUACUUC
Molecule: messenger RNA, 2501 nt
Organism: Diatraea saccharalis (sugarcane borer)
Lineage: Eukaryota; Metazoa; Arthropoda; Insecta; Lepidoptera; Crambidae
Source: the annotation of a GenBank genome assembly